Molecule: messenger RNA, 658 nt
Organism: Desarmillaria tabescens
Lineage: Eukaryota; Fungi; Basidiomycota; Agaricomycetes; Agaricales; Physalacriaceae
Product: galactose-binding domain-like protein
Exons: 6
Coding region: 30-647 (205 amino acids)
Cellular component (GO): nucleus
Source: RefSeq, a predicted model, not a curated record
GAUUUGGAAGCUCCCUGUCGACGACCACGAUGACGGAAGAGAACUCUAUUGCUGUAACGCUGAACGGCCUGGAGCUCUCGAAUCUCUACGGCGUGAUAGAUAAAGACAAUGUCCAUGGCCUCAAUCUGACCGUUCCCGAAGAUGCGAAAGCCGUCAUCAAGCCUUGGGAUCAAAGAGAAGACAACGAGAAAUAUGCAGAAUCUGGUGUAGACGACCAGAUCAUUAUCCACGUACCAUUCUCGCAGAACGUCAAGAUAAAGUCUGUCCUAUUGAAGCUGGGAAGAGGAGAGUCGACGCCGCGUCACCUACGAAUUUACGCAAACCAUCCUACCAUCGUCGAUUUUGCAGAUGCCGAGAAUACCAAGCCUCAAGUCAAUAUUAGUCUCUUAGAAGGAGAAACGGGAGUGACUGAAUACCCCUUGCGAGUUGCAGCAUUCACCAGCAUAACUUCGCUAAGCCUAUUCUUCAGUGAAUCAGUGGGCGAAGAGAUGUCGCGAAUAUAUUAUAUAGGCUUCAAAGGCGAGCUACGGUCUCCACAGAAGGAUGUCAAUACCAAACUAGAUAUACCUGCUGCAAAUGCUGCUGAUGCACCGCUAUUUGACCGGUUAUCAGAGAAAGCUGGAGGCCAACAAACGACGGCACGAUGAUACAGAGAUUC